GUCGCUGUGCCACGGUGGGGACCAAGGGCAGGGCAGGGGUCCUGUGACGCAGUGUGGGCGCAGGUGACAUCAGAGGACGUGGCACAAUGGGGGGGAGGCUUUAACAGCAGCUGCAGGCAGCGCUGCUUCACUUUGGUCUUAGCCAUCGGUGAGUACAGUACCCAGGGGGAAGACUGGGCUGGGCCAGGGCUGGGGCACAAAAGCUGGCCCCACGAGGUCUUGCUAAGCCUGCAGCCAGGGCCCAGCUGCUCAGGGCAGGGCUCACGGCUGUCGCCAUCAGCACUGCCCACAGUCCCUGCUGCCUCCUCCCAGCUCCUUCGCCCCUUUCCUACCUGACCCUAGGGGUCUGCAGCUCCUGCUGUAGCUCCCACCCAGCCCCACUGACCUGCUUCUCUCUCACCUCUUUCAGAUCAUGGCUCGGGCACUUCUUUUUGUCCUGACGUUCCUGGGUUUUGGCCCGCAGAAGGUCGGCGAUGAAUUAGAUGCAGAUACAAAGGAGCGCAUGCGGCAGCACAUGGAGAUGCUGCAGGAGCACAUGACGCUGUUCCUGUUGGAAAUUGAGAAGAUGGAGCGGGAGCGCCCCUGGCACAGCAGCAUACAAACCGUGCUCUUAUCUGUGUUGCUGCGCUGGCAGUUCUGGUUCUGCAUUGGCAUUCUUGUCUUUUCCUUUUGGUACCUGUGGCGGGUUCUUAAAAGCAUCCAAGAGCCUGACAGUAGUAGUGAUGAGGAAAGCUCUAGCAGUGACAGCUCCAGUAGUGAUGAUGACGACCAAGGAAGAGCACUACCAAACCCCAAUGAUGCAAACGAUCUGGCUGAUUAUGUAGCUCAGCGCAUCUACUGGCCACUUCCAAAUCCAACCAUCAUACGCCAUCAGGUGUUAGAGGUGGUAGAAGGCCUCCUGGAUAUUUACGGCUCGGUCGUUCAAAAGACUUUCUUUCCGGAGCUGCAGUCAGCCAUCGGGGUGGGCAGUGCCUUUGAAGGUUGGAGUCCCCAUGAGGAAAACAUUGUCUACUGCUUACUUAUUCCCAUGACGGCCCCCCGUGGGCACUCCUUCCACAUAGAGCUGGGCAAUGAAGGCGAUCUGCUGGCAAGGAACUCCUCUAUCCGUGUCGAGCUGGAGUGCACGUGUGAGAUAAAGCAGGCCUCUGAGGACAUGCUGUGCUUCCUCCACCAUUCUGAAAAGGAACUGGAAAAGCAGAAGCCGAGCCUCCUAGACACCCUCUGCACCGACUCCUACCUAGAUGCGGAGAAGACUGCAAAGUGGUUCCAGAAUUUCGUGAAAUCAGCCUGGGUGCUUACGCCUCAGUCGCAGGUUUACAAUGUAAAAGUGCUACCUUCCACCCGCUCCUGCAAGUUCCAGAUGACAAGUGCUACCAAGAGAAACAUCACCAUUGAGAUAAUAUUUGGGGUUCAGCAAGGCGAUUCAGACAUCUUCUUGAGCAGCCAGAGGACGGAGGCCAUCUUGACCCCCAGCACAACGUGGCCACAGAGCUGUGCUGUUGCAGAAAUGAAGUUCAUCCAGCACAUAACCACCGAAGCCUGGUUCCACACCUUACACCUCAAGUGCAUGCAGGUCUUCGCCCGUAUGCUGGUGGGCACAAGCAUUUCCACUUAUUUCAUCAAGACUGUUAUCAUGCACCUCCUGACCAUCAUCCCCUUGGAAAUGUGGCACAGGGAUGAUUUUCUUCUGCGGCUGGAUGAUAUCGUUCGGUACCUGCAAUGCUGCCUGGAAGAGAAACGCCUCAACCACUUCUUCUUUGGCAAUGAGAUGAUACCCGAUGUGAUUGUCCUGCCACCAGCCUUCCAAUUUUCUGGACCAGUCAACCUUUUCGAAUACCUGGAGGAGGACACAUAUGCUUACACCCGCAUGCUGGAAGAGCUUCAGGAGCUGCACUGUCGGCUCGCAAGACUGAUGAUCUUUGGACAAUAA
Molecule: messenger RNA, 1930 nt
Organism: Anas platyrhynchos (mallard)
Lineage: Eukaryota; Metazoa; Chordata; Aves; Anseriformes; Anatidae
Product: inositol 1,4,5-trisphosphate receptor-interacting protein-like 1
Cellular component (GO): membrane
Source: RefSeq, a predicted model, not a curated record